This is a messenger RNA of Folsomia candida, 1892 nucleotides long. RefSeq lists its product as uncharacterized. NCBI's taxonomy places the organism in Eukaryota, Metazoa, Arthropoda, Collembola, Entomobryomorpha, Isotomidae. The transcript is spliced from 5 exons. Bases 216 to 1508 code for a protein of 430 amino acids. The record is from RefSeq and is a predicted model, not a curated record.
AAUUUUUCAGAUUACAUGUUCGAACAGCGUUGUUGCCUCCUUUUACAUGUUGACGACAAAAUUAUGUUGGGCGUUAAGAUUUGACAAGUCCACAAAAAGAGAGUUUUUUGUUGUCGAUGAUUGAAGAGGGGACAGAUUCAGUAAUUUUAACUUUAAAGUUCAACGGUUAAGACGAAGGCAUUAUUCGGUCAUUCAUGUGCUGAGAAGCGACCAAUAUGGAUUCUUGUUCAGAAUUUACGGAUUUUCAGAGAAGGUUUAUAAACCUACUGAGCUAUGUUCAAGUGAGUUUGACGACGGUGGAAAAGAAUGCGAACGGAGAGUACGUUUUGGUCCCUGCAGGAUGGAUUCGAACAAUUUUGUACAUCCUUUUGGCAUCAAACACGAUUUUUAAGUGCAUUUACCUCCUCCUCCUCGUCUUUGGAUAUUACGGUCCCAUAGAAUUCUUGGACAUGAUGUCUUCACUCUUGUGGCUGUUGAUGUGUGUAGAAAUCUUACAAGAACUAUUAUUCUACGUGCAGACAUACCCACUUUUUGAAGUGCUGGCGAAUUUGUGGAAACUGGAGAACCAGAUAUAUCAGAAAUUGGGGAAACCCAUGGACUUAACAAAAAACAGCAAAUUCAGCCACACAUACACCCUCAUUCUGCACACAUUGAUAUUGGUCAUUGGCUGUAUUAUGAUUGGUGGGCAGUUUCUUUCGGACCCCAAGUAUGCUGUCUACACGUACUCAGCCUUCAAACGGGAUAAUAAUUGGUUGCUCGUCAUUUUCACCAUUCAUGAAGUUUGUUUCAUGUGGCAAGCCUGGACUGGAUACCUGAGCAUUGUGACCAUCAGUUCUUUAAAUGCCGUCGAACUGACCUACAUUUUGGACGGCAUGAGCAGAGCUAUGAAAGCUAUGAAAGCAAACUUUCCUCUGAGAAUGGAAGAUAUGAAGGAGACCAAGAUUAUUCCAAGAGCAAAUCGUGUUUGGGACAUGGAUUUGGGCAGUUUGUUGACAAUGAAGCAACAAAAAAUUCCUCGUAAAACUCGACAAGUUGUGGAGUAUAGAUCUUCCUACAAUAUCGAGACUUUGCUGUCGGACUAUGAAAGGUUGAUGUUGGCGUCGGACUUAUUGAAUGGGUGGUGCUCGUACAGAAUUGUGGGAGUUCAUUGCAUCGGAUAUAUUCAGUUUAUUACGGACGUUUUCAUGAUGAUUCGUAUCCUAAGGUUGACAGAUCUGGACAUUGCGACGGUAAUGUGGUAUGGGGAAGAUGCUGCUGCUUGUCUCUACAUGAUUUUCCGCAUGUUUUCACUCAUGUCAAGAGUGACACCUGCCUCUGAAAAUUUCAUGAGAGAGUUCCAACAUUUUCUUCAAUUUGAGAACCCAAUGAGAAAAAGCUUAAUUAAAGUGUCCAGAACGCUUCGACUUGUUUGUCUUCGACUUGGCCCGUCUGCAGUACGCCGCUCGACGGUUGGAGCUGCUGUCAUGCUGCUCAUGAAUUAUUAUUUGUGUGUUGCAUUGUGGAAAUGAAGUAAUUUAAAAAAGGUGGUCGGCGUAUGGUUCAGUAAUUGCUGUUGUUUAGAUAGUCGUUGUCACAUUUUACGUAAAUUGACCAUUGUGUAGUGCAAUUAGAUAUGUAACUCUUCAUAUGUACUUAAGACUUGGUAAUUAGCAAUUGGAGAAAGCUACCAGUCUUCGUUUUGCUAACAUUAAUUGCUUUGCAUAACUAAUAAGAGUAACAAUUACAAGAACUCCUUCACACGUAAUAUCAAUGAGUUGUGUGAGCAAUGCACAAAUUAAUUAACAUUUCAAUGCUGUACACAAUAUUUUAUAACCUUAUUUAGUGUAACAAUAUGCCUUGCUUAUUUGACUAUAUGAACUGAAAAUAAAGUUCAUUGCAAAGCUCAUCUAGAA